Molecule: messenger RNA, 4874 nt
Organism: Venturia canescens
Lineage: Eukaryota; Metazoa; Arthropoda; Insecta; Hymenoptera; Ichneumonidae
Product: growth arrest-specific protein 2-like
Exons: 8
Coding region: 883-2199 (438 amino acids)
Biological process (GO): actin crosslink formation
Cellular component (GO): actin filament
Molecular function (GO): cytoskeletal adaptor activity; actin filament binding; microtubule binding
Source: RefSeq, a predicted model, not a curated record
UGAGUCGGCGCGUCGGCAAUCGGUAUGGGAACGAUAGAGACCGGUACGAUCGUCGUUUCUCAAUAAAGUAAGCGCGAAGCUUUACUUAUACUGUAGGCUUUAUUUUUUUAUUGGUAGAAUCGGUAUGUGAAUGAGAAAGGAGGAGAAAAAAAAAACGUUUUCUGAUAAACUGGAAAAUAACUGGUUAAACGCGCGUCGACAUAAUCGCGUUGCAAGUUGCAAUAUCUGCGGGUGAUUUUCUUCUGAAACCUCAAAUUCGCCUUCGCUUCGGCGAGAGUUUUACUCACCAAGAAGAGUUACGGCGCGUUACCUUCGUAUUGGCGGGCAUAAACAAUUAAACGAAUGUCAAUAUGUAUCUUUUUACAUGUAAUUGAUGUGUCCAUAUGGACGUUUUGGCGUCCGUCGCUCAUAUAUAUGCGCGUGCAGCGUCCGUUAUCGACGUCGUUAAAGAACUGGACUGAGAAACUAGGCGAGGAGGGAGGUACAUUUAUUGUCGCGCGAGAGCUCGACCAACGACAUUAAGGAUCGAAUGAUCGGGGCGCAUAGUCGCGAGGCGCGUUCCACUACGGGCCAUGCUGGCAAGACGGAAGUCUUUGUUAAUAUUGCUGUUGCUGACUCCGGUGUCGACUCGACUUGCGGAUAAUAAAAAGAGGAACAACGACAAGGGGUAUUCGAGGAAGUAGUAGUCGCAGUCGCCGAGAGAAAGUAAAGAGAAUAAAAAGAGGCGGCAGCGUUUUACGAGAUCGAUGAAAAGUGAUGAGGUUCCGAAGUGUGUCGUGUGGGAAUGACAAAACGCGAUAGUGCCCUCUCUUAAUUCUUUGCUCAAAGAUUAUCUGGAUUCCCGAAAAAGCAUCCAUCUCGCCGACUCUCUCGUUCUCGACGAUGUCGUACACGAAUCGUUUCCCCCCCACGCAAAACACGAGAUAUCGUAGCAGCUGGGGACCCUCCUCCGUAUCGGCCUUCGCUCGCGCAGAUGUUCCCAGACCCUCGCCCGAGGAGGAAGAGUUUGCCGAAUUUUACAACGAGCGUCUUCAUUCCGCCCAAAGUCGACAGCUCCUACCUCUUCAGGAGGAUCUUGCCGAUUGGAUCAACAAAACGAUAAACACGGACCACGUAACCGGCGAGAAUUUCUUUGACGCUCUCGAUAAUGGCGCCGUGGUUUGUAAAUUGGCUCGGGUAAUACAGGAAAAAGCAAGAACAGCCGUUGAUGCCGGAAGAGUCAAGGGGCCAACGCCCGUUAUACGAGGCAGAUGCUGGGAAAAUGCAGCUCGGCGAAGCUUCUUUUCGAGGGAUAAUAUGGAGAAUUUUAUACAAUUUUGUCGACGACUCGGAGUUCACGAGAAUCUUCUUUUUGAAAGCGACGAUCUUGUUUUGCACGGUCAGCCACGGAAUGUGGUCCUCUGCCUGUUGGAGGUGGCGAGACUCGCUUCGAGAUAUUCGCUCGAGCCACCGGGUAUAGUUCAACUCGAACGGGAGAUCGCAGCCGAGCAGGAAAGAGAUUUACACUGUCUAUCGGACAGCGGUAUUUCGCACAGCAGCCUCGUAUCAUGGCAGUUUCAGCCACCUUCGCCGACCCCAUCGCCCAGACCCCAACCAGACAAAAUAAAGCACAGCAGCUCGGCAUCGGAGGUGGCUACGGUGGCGAAUCGAUGGCUCGAUCCUCCGCCGACGGUCAAUCACGAACCGGAGAUGCGUCGAUCCGCCAGCGACAACGGUCCGACCGGAAGUGACGGUGUGCCUAGCGAUACGACCGAGGACGAUUGGUCCCGUGGAAGUGCCGAAGAUCCCGAUGACGUGCCAUCACCCUCAAUUUCACCCUCGCCGGCGGAGCCACCCGAGCAUACCGGACCAAUCACCGAACUUGAUCGAAAGGUUAGAAAAGCUGCCGAGGCUGUACAAAGGCUCUGCCAGUGCCCUUCGGAAAAAUGCUCCAAGCUCAAAGUUCGUAAAGUCGGGGAAGGACGUUAUUACAUCGCUGGACGAAAUGUUUUCAUCAGGCUCCUCAAAGGACGGCACAUGAUGGUGAGAGUCGGCGGAGGCUGGGACACCCUUGAGCAUUUCUUGUCGAGGCACGAUCCGUGUCAGGUGAGGGUUCUCACCCGCGAAACUACACCCCCACCCCGCAACAACAAGCACAGCUUUCUUCACAUCCGGGCAAAGUAUCGGAGCCAUCCGUCCGAAUCUCUUUCCGGCCACUGAAAUUACUCACUCUUUGCACCUUCUCUCUCUCUCUCUCUCUCUCUCUCUCUCUCUCUCUCUCAAAUCCUUUGGCCAAUCAACUCUUUCACUCUUUCAUGCAUUCCUCUAUCGGUAUGGCCGUUUAUUUAACAAACGAAUUUUACGGACGAUUUUUGGAAAACGAGAGUAUUUCCACAUAAGAGUUUUCAUAGAGUUCCAUCACGUGCGAUGGGUCUCCAUCGUUCCGGACGCAUGUUCACGUUCAAAUCAUCAUAGUCUAUUUCACGCAGUCUGCCUAAUAGAUAUUUCAAAUACAUAUAACAUAUGUAUUUCGAGACAUUAGUAUUUUGAUAACUCGCAUAUACCGCUUGUACCAUGAAACGACAAAUCGUUUUUUAUCAGUCGUACGGGAUAAGCGCGGCUCAAGUUUGUCAAAGCGCUCGUGAAGCAUCUAGCGCCAGAUAUAAUCGAUUAAGGUGAUCUAUCACUUGCGCGAGUCCGAGAGUAAAUGUAAAAUGGUUGCACGGUUUACUCGGACGUCCAUGAUUUUUGAGAAAAAUAAAAGUUACACCUUGUUCUCUGAUGAUAAUAAAUAUUUUUUUUCAAAUAUCAAGCGUGCAAUGGAAUAAAGCGUGCAACAGGAUUUUUACCGACUGAACAACUGAUAGAUCAUCUUGAAGAUCUUGAACGACGUGAUCAGCGAUCGAUAUAUACAUAUGUGAUAAAUACUUGAAUCACGAUAUCACACUCGCACGAGAGAUAUAUACUUGCUACGAAUAUCGUACAAUCACUAUUUUUGCAUACCAACGAGAUCCAACGGUUAAAAGUAACGGAUACGCGUCAUCGAACCGUUUCGACGUGUCUCAACAAUAACAAAUGUAAAGAAUUUAUGCACCUAAUAGAAGAAGCACGUUCGAUACAGUCGUUCCCGCCGUGGUUUUAGUAAUCGAAAAAUGAGAAAGAUGAGGAACAGCAACAAUUAUGCAAACACAAUCACGCAAAAAUUCACUUGUGCACACAUUUAUCGACAGCAAGUAAUUGAGUGACGAGUAUAUAACGCAAUGGCCACGAUCAAGAUCGAAAACACACCGAGUGCAAAUAAACUCUCAGGAAGACAAGAAAGAAGGAAGAAAGAUUAAUCGAUAAACUCGACUCAUAUGCCGAUUGACGGGAUAUUUUUGAAACGUUAACACUCAAUUUAGGCACACCUAAGAGAGAGAGAAAAAAAAACAAUAAUAUUCUAUUGAUAGCGGGUAACAAAGUGCAACGAUCGAGCGCAUUUAUGGCCAUUGCGAAUUUCCGUCGGUUGCACCUCAUGAUCCAAUUGGUUUUUAUACAUAUUUAUUCUGUAAACAUUUGUGGGACGAGUGAGGAUUAGCAUUUUUUGGUUAAAAAAAUCACGAUGAGAAGAUCUCGUCGAGAAGAAUAGGUUGGCUAAAAGUAAUUCGGAAAAGGGUAACAUUGAGGGCCCGAACGCAACUCCCCAAUGAACGUUGGUUGAUUGCGUGAACCUGCCAAAGUGUACACCGGACAGACCAAAGGUGUCUGUUCGAUGUACACAUAUUACCAACGAUCUGAGCGAAAUAGUGAGGUUUUUUCGUCGGUCGAGCAAAUCCUUGUUACUCAAUAUAUUCACCGUAUUUAACGCGGUACAAUGAAUUAUUGAAAAAAUUCUUGUAUUAUCGUUGCACGCCGUACGGUUUACGAUAAAAACUCACGUCACCGGGAAUUGUAAUGUCAGCGGGAAUUUGAAUUCGGUUUUGUCCAAUCGAGGGGACAAUAUUCCAUUAUAUAGAUGGAAAAAUGAAGGACGCGUAUUUCACCAAAAAUACGAGCCCAUCUAAUCCUUUCGAUAUGAGAUGGUACUCCAUCCCCCCCCCCCCCCCCAAUGCCAGUUGUAUGCUUCACAUCGUAGGCGUCCUAUCGUCACGUAUAUACAUAUAUAUUUAUAUUUAUAUAUACACUCACACACACACGUAACUGCCUGUAAUUUUACCUUUUGUAUUUUUAUACAAAUCCUUAGGGUUAAGGUGAGACGACGAGGGGUAAGUUGGAAAAGAGAUAACUCUGGGCGUACCGAGUUGAACGACAGUGUUGGAUUUUUUUUUUUAUUUAUUUUUUUUCAGAAAUGCAAGAGUACACUCUGCAAAGGAAGAAUACCAAAGCUACGGAACACGAGACGAGUUUUUUCGGCGCGUUGAGGCUAUUUACCUGAUUUUUUAUUUCAUUUUUUUUUUUUUAGUCUAUCCCGAUAAUGCGAAAUUGAAGGAGAAAAAUUGCAAACUUUUCGUUAACAAAAGUAAAAAAGUUGAGACGAUCGAGUGCUAUAGCAGCUGCGAGAAAAAACUGCAUCACGAUCGAUCGAAUCAAUUGGUCGCUAUAAAUAUAUUUUAAAUGGAAAACAAAGAAAAAGAAAUCGAGGAUAUGAAAUAAACUUGAGUUGAUCAUUUUUGGAUUUACAAAAGAAAGACAAAAAAACGGAUCGUCAGGUUUGUGAGUACCUGGUAUUUUUCGGGUCGUUCUGAAAUACGUAUCGAGUUGAUGAAAAUUUUUCUCGCGGGAGAAUAGUCGAACACGAUGAUAUUAGUUAUUAAUACACCACACACGAACUUAUGUGCAUUGAGAUUUAUUUUACAAUUGUAUUGUAAUCCGAUUGUUACCUUUUGUUGAGUAAUAAAAUGUUUAAUUGCAAAGUU